Messenger RNA from Oncorhynchus keta (chum salmon), 5630 nucleotides. RefSeq names its product cyclin dependent kinase 18 (gene cdk18). Gene Ontology annotation, molecular function: ATP binding; protein kinase activity. The transcript is spliced from 17 exons. Gene Ontology annotation, biological process: protein phosphorylation. The record is from RefSeq and is a predicted model, not a curated record. Bases 189 to 1628 code for a protein of 479 amino acids. Lineage: Eukaryota; Metazoa; Chordata; Actinopteri; Salmoniformes; Salmonidae. Gene Ontology annotation, cellular component: nucleus; cytoplasm.
GCUCUGGAUUAUCUUCCUAAAACACAGAAUUACACGUUUACACACACACCUGGGAAAUCUCUGGAUACCGUAAACAGAAGGAGAGAGGCUUCUGUUUCCCUUCGCGGGCGACCUCUUCUCCCCUAUGAGGAGAGAGGGAUGGAUGGAGGAGGGACAGGUCAGGGGAAAACUCCCACCAUGCAUGCGCCAUGAACAAGAUGAAGAACUUUAAGCGACGUUUCUCUCUGUCUGUCCCUCGCACUGAGACCAUCGAGGAAAACGAGUUCACUGAGCAAAUCAACCAGCUCAACAUCCAACACACUCAGGCACUGACUCCAGACAGCCUGACUCUGCCGUCACUGCACCCUGAGGCCAGUCCCAGUCCAGUGAGCCCUGAGCCAGCCAUACCCGGAGCACAGUCCCCCUCCCAGCUCCAGUACCGCAGCAAAGCACCCCACCGACGCUUCUCUAUGGAAGAUGUGAGUAAGCGUAUGUCUCUGCCCAUGGACAUCCGCCUUCCUCCGGAGUUCCUCAAGAAGCUGCAGAUGGAGAGAGAGAUGGAGAGUGAGAACAACUCUCCUCCCUGCAAACCCCUCAGCCGCAUGUCUCGACGGGCUUCACUGUCUGACAUUGGCUUUGGAAAGCUGGAGACGUACGUGAAACUGGGCAAACUGGGAGAGGGGACGUAUGCCACCGUUUUUAAGGGUCGGAGCAAACUGACAGAGAACCUGGUGGCGCUGAAAGAGAUUAGGCUAGAGCAUGAGGAGGGUGCGCCCUGUACAGCUAUCAGAGAAGUGUCUCUACUGAAGAACCUAAAACACGCCAACAUUGUCACACUGCAUGACAUCAUACACACAGAACGCUCCCUCACUCUUGUCUUUGAGUACCUGGACAGUGAUCUGAAACAGUACCUGGACAACUGUGGAAACCUGAUGAGCAUGAACAACGUCAAGAUCUUUAUGUUCCAGUUGUUACGUGGUCUGUCCUACUGCCAUAAGAGGAAGAUCCUUCACAGAGACCUCAAACCUCAGAACCUGCUCAUCAACGACAAGGGAGAGCUCAAACUAGCUGACUUUGGUCUGGCACGGGCCAAGUCUGUCCCCACUAAGACCUACUCCAACGAGGUGGUGACUCUAUGGUACCGCCCCCCUGAAGUACUUCUGGGUACCACAGAGUACUCUACACCCAUCGACAUGUGGGGCGUGGGCUGUAUUCUAUUUGAGAUGGCGACAGGUCGUCCCAUGUUCCCUGGCUCCUCAGUGAAAGAGGAGCUGCACUUAGUCUUCAGAAUCAUUGGUACCCCAAAAGAAGACAGCUGGCCAGGUAUCUCCAAUAAUGAUGAGUUCAGAUCCUACAUGUUCCCCGAGUACAGACCUCAGCCACUCAUCAACCAUGUGCCUAGGCUGGACACUGAGGGGAUUGACAUGCUAACUGCUUUACUCCUGUAUGACACUAGGACCAGAGUCUCAGCUGAAGCAUCUCUUAGACACCCCUACUUCCUCACCCUGGGAGAGAACAUCCACAGCCUCGCAGACACCUCCUCUGUGUUUUCUCUCAGAGAAAUUAAACUACAGAAAGACCCAGGCCACCGCAGCUCACUGUUCCAGCCUCCAGGUCGGGGGAAGAACAGAAGGCAGAGCAUAUUCUAAAGGACGACCAGCCGAUGGAGUGCAGACAGGGCGAGAGAUACCCUCAAGGAGGAAUCGGCUUUGAAGACAAACACUCCAAUCCCUCAUACAAACAGAAAUACAAAUGCAAACACAAACAUCCAGGUCACAUCAGUCUAACCUAAAAGGUAUUUCCUGGUUAAAUAAAGGUUCAAGUUCAAUUUACACACACACACAUCUAAUCCUCUCCCUCCCCACAACAGAGGAUGGAUACAGACAGGGUUUCUGAGAAUAAACUAGCACUACACCUCAAACGUCUUGGAGCCGAGUUCCCUCUAUAUGAGCAUUCUACUGUCAUGAUUCUGAGACUGACCAGGAAAUAUCUCCCAUUCUCCCACCCAAUCCCCUUCCUACUCAGCCCCCUGCAGACACCCAAGCUAACCAAUCACUCUGCAUGUUUCAAUGAUCUCCACUUCUCCCUUUCCCUUCCUCCUCUCCUUCUGUUCAUGUCCCCUUGUAAUAAAAUAACACAGAGUUAGCACCUUGCAACACAACCACCAUCUGAGACCAAAACUCUAAAUCCAAACUAAAUCUGAAUGGUUGUGCAAACCUGCCUCUACAUAACCACCCCUUGAUUUCACCUAGUGGGGAUUUCAUUCAAAACAGUAUUACAGUUUUUGAAAUGGCCUUAGUAAAAUGUGCUUGAGAUUUCUUUCUUCAAAAUAUGAUAUAAAGAAACCUAUGGGCAUUUGCUUUGCAUUAGUGAAUAACACACGUUUAGUGUUCGUAUCACUGAGUCUCCUAUUUGCACAAGCCUGAAAUCACCUCUGAAGAGUGUUCCUGGACUGGCUCUAUAUUAAGAUGAAGAAGGAUUAGACAAAGACCAUUACAUAAUGAACCCGGAAUUGCAAAUUGAAACUGACUAUUCCAAUUGGUUUAUUCACUUCCAUUCACUGGAGCACAAAUCUGAUCUCCCCACUUCUCUCUGAAGUGUGCAGUUGUUUCCUCCCCCUGUGAAAUGGGCUUGGGAAUUCCAAUUGGCUCCCAGAGCAGGUAUAGGAUACUCCCUAAAUAAUCUGGACAUCACUGUCUAAUCUGUCUCCAUUUUAUGCUUGGACCGAGCCUCUCUUCUAACAUAGUCUCCCCUUACCUCUCGCCUAACCUCCUCUCACCUACCUCUCUCCUAACCUAGGGUGCAUCUAGUCUUGAGGGGGUUCCUCUUCUCCUCUCAUUCAUCUAAACUGUUAUAAAAAAAGACAGGGUCACUGAAAAGCAACUUGGGGUAAGCUAGGAUUCAAUCUGUUUACACCUCUGUGUGUCCAGCAAAUGUACAGUGCCCUGCGAAAGUAUCCGGCCCCCUUGAACUUUGCGACCUUUUGCCACAUUUCAGGCUUCAAACAUAAAGAUAUAAAACUGUAUUUUUUUGUGAAGAAUCAACAACAAGUGGGACACAAUCAUGAAGUGGAACGACAUUUAUUGGAUAUUUCAAACUUUUUUAACAAAUCAAAAACUGAAAAAUUGGGCGUGCAAAAUUAUUCAGCCCCUUUACUUUCAGUGCAGCAAACUCUCUCCAGAAGUUCAGUGAGGAUCUCUGAAUGAUCCAAUGUUGACCUGAAUGACUAAUGAUGAUAAAUACAAUCCACCUGUGUGUAAUCAAGUCUCCGUAUAAAUGCACCUGCACUGUGAUAGUCUCAGAGGUCUGUUAAAAGCGCAGAGAGCAUCAUGAAGAACAAGGAACACACCAGGCAGGUCCGAGAUACUGUUGUGAAGAAGUUUCAAGCCGGAUUUGGAUACAAAAAUAUUUCCCAAGCUUUAAACAUCCCAAGGAGCACUGUGCAAGCGAUAAUAUUGAAAUGGAAGGAGUAUCAGACCACUGCAAAUCUACCAAGACCUGGCCAUCCCUCUAAACUUUCAGCUCAUACAAGGAGAAGACUGAUCAGAGAUGCAGCCAAGAGGCCCAUGACCACUCUGGAUGAACUGCAGAGAUCUACAGCUGAGGUGGGAGACUCUGUCCAUAGGACAACAAUCAGUCGUAUAUUGCACAAAUCUGGCCUUUAUGGAAGAGUGGCAAGAAGAAAGCCAUUUCUUAAAGAUAUGCAUAAACAGUGUUGUUUAAAGUUUGCCACAAGCCACCUGGGAGACACACCAAACAUGUGGAAGAAGGUACUCUGGUCAGAUGAAAACAAAAUUGAACUUUUUGGCAACAAUGCAAAACAUUAUGUUUGGCGUAAAAGCAACACAGCUCAUCACCCUGAACACUCCUUUCCCACUGUCAAACAUGGUGGUGGCAGCAUCAUGGUUUGGGACUGCUUUUUUUCAGCAGGGACAUGGAAGAUGGUUAAAAUUGAUGGGAAGAUGGAUGGAGCCAAAUACAGGACCAUUCUGGAAGAAAACCUGAUGGAGUCUGCAAAAGACCUGAGACUGGGACAGAGAUUUGUCUUCCAACAAGACAAUGAUCCAAAACAUAAAGCAAAAUCUACAAUGGAAUGGUUCAAAAAUAAACAUAUCCAGGUGUUAGAAUGGCCAAGUCAAAGUCCAGACCUGAAUCCAAUCGAGAAUCUGUGGAAAGAACUGAAAACUGCUGUUCACAAAUGCUCUCCAUCCAACCUCACUGAGCUCGAGUUGUUUUGCAAGGAGGAAUGGGAAAACAUUUCAGUCUCUCAAUGUGCAAAACUGAUAGAGACAUACCCCAAGCGACUUACAGCUGUAAUCGCAGCAAAAGGUGGCGCUACAAAGUAUUAACUUAAGGGGGCUGAAUAAUUUUGCACGCCCAAUUUUUCAGUUUUUGAUUUGUUAAAAAAGUUUGAAAUAUCCAAUAAAUGUCGUUCCACUUCAUGAUUGUGUCCCACUUGUUGAUUCUUCACAAAAAAAUACAGUUUUAUAUAUUUAUGUUUGAAGCCUGAAAUGUGGCAAAAGGUUGCAAAGUUCAAGGGGGCCGAAUACUUUCGCAAGGCACUGUAUAUCUGAUGAAAGAAAGGGAACAAGGAGAGGGAGCCACUAUAGACUACUCAGAUGCAGUUCUCUCUACCCCACACUGGAGACAACGCCAAUAAUCUUCUAGAGAUAACUUUCCUUGCCUCCUUUACUUCCUCACCACCUAACUGAAAAAACGAACAGGUAAAAGCAAUAUGGUGGACACUUCUCCAGUCCUAUCAGUGGCCAUGAAGGGAAUAAGGUAAGGAUGGGAAGCCAAAAGCAUUGGGACCCACUGGGAGAGAUGGCGAUCUGUGUAUUACACUUUAAAACUUCCCCUCUGUUUAUUUUAGCAACCUCUGGGGCAGAAGUAUUAGCCUACUGUAUAUGUUUUGCUGUGGUAAAUAAAGAUAUUUUAAAUACUGUACUGUAAUGAAAAUAAAUCAUAUAUAUGUACCUUAAAGGCCCAGUGCAGUCAAAUGUGAUAUUCCUGUGUUUUAUGUAUAUUUCCACACUGAGGUUUGAGUAAUACUGUGAAAAUUAUGAUAAUGCCCUUUUAGUGUAAGCGCUGUUUGAAAAUACCACCUGUUUACUGCCAGGUGGUACAUUAGUUAAUAGUCAAAUAAGAGAGUUCCAAACCUCUCUGGCAAUAACAGCUAGUUUUCAGUUUCCCCUCAAUCAGACCACUCCCAUAUAGUCUUAGCUUCUUAGCGAAGAGCAAUUUCUAAUUUUGCUAUCUGGUUAUUUAGAUAUUAGUUACUUUUUGACAAUUUGAAUAGACAGCAAUCCCGGUAAGGUACUUAAUUGUAACCCAGAAAUGACUUGAUGUCUGAUAAAAACAUCUGCAUUGGACCUUUAAGAGAUGUUUUUCUUCUUUCUCAGUGAAUUUUAUGCCAGAUGAUACAAGUGAUGACUGUAUUAAAUGACUGUAGAUGAUGUCUAAAUGUUUUAUAAAAGAUAAAGUAUAUUUAGAUUUUGUAUAAAAUGUGAUAUUCAAUAUUUUGUGUGAUUUAUCUACAGCACUAUUAUUAAAACAAGAGAAACUGAAUGUAUUGUGACUGCCAAGAAGCCAAAAGUGAUCAAAUAAUAAAUAACUGAUAAAUUAAUAAAUUAUAUAAUUCUGUAGCACAA